Messenger RNA from Hydractinia symbiolongicarpus, 1506 nucleotides. Its product is annotated as sequestosome-1-like. Lineage: Eukaryota; Metazoa; Cnidaria; Hydrozoa; Anthoathecata; Hydractiniidae. Gene Ontology annotation, molecular function: K63-linked polyubiquitin modification-dependent protein binding; zinc ion binding; protein kinase C binding. The transcript is spliced from 4 exons. Gene Ontology annotation, cellular component: amphisome; aggresome. Gene Ontology annotation, biological process: endosome organization; aggrephagy; mitophagy. Bases 122 to 1357 code for a protein of 411 amino acids. The record is from RefSeq and is a predicted model, not a curated record.
CUCCAUUGCAGAAAGAAGUGAUUUUUUUACAAACUCACGAUGACUAACCUGAAUUUUCUUUUAAAUACUGAAAAGAUGAAGAAGCCUGAAACAUUGAAACGGUUUAGAUUGGAAGGAAAACAUGGCGUUAUUGAGUGUAAAGGUUUUCUAUAUCGAGAAUAAGGCAACAAAAGAAAUUAGAAAGUUUAAUAUUGAUGGGGAUGUAUCAGAGAAUUUUGAGUAUUUUACUGGGAAAAUUAGACAAGCCUUCCCAGACCUAUUGAGGAAGGAUCUGGAGUUAUUCUGGAAAGAUGAUGAAGAAGAUUUUAUUUCAGUUUCUUCUGAUGAAGAAUUAACACAAGCUUUGGAUAAUGUGCCUGAAAAUGAAAAUUGUUUAAAGUUUUAUGUUAAAGCAAAGAAAUGUGAAAAAGAAAGAUCCAAUGCCUAUGAAGAGCAUCCUGGCAUAGUUUGUGAUGGAUGUGACAUGAUAAUCAAGGGGAUCAGAUACAAAUGUAUGGUAUGUUUUGAUUAUGACCUGUGUUCAUCCUGUGAAAGCAAAGGAUUGCAUCCAGAUGGACAUGAUUUUAUUUGCAUCAAGAAACCAAGACCAUCUGCACGUUUUGUUGUAAAACCUGGUGUGCUGUUUCCUUGUGAGUUUCGUGGCAAAGAUGAAUCAGUGGCUUGCCCAAGAGGAAGAUUUAGUUACAAGGACACAAAAAAUAAGCAGACUGAAAAUGAUGGACCUUCCAUGCCACGGUUUGAUGAUGUAUUGGCCCAUAUUGCUCAUGAGUUUGGAUUAGAUCUUAAUCCUUCAAGACAAUCAGAAAAGUCAACCAACUCCUCUCAAAUGGAAAAAGAAAACGAAGAUUUGCAGGAAAGUGAAAGUAGUGAAUCUAAGAAAACAGAAGAGUCGUAUUCAAAGCAGGAAGCAAUGGAAACUGAAGUAAGAAAAGAGAAUGAUGAAGCCCCUACUGAUGGUGUUAGUCAGGAAGUGGAUGUUCAACAAAUGCUUCAUGGACUUGCACAACAGUUUGGGUUUAACCCUGAUCUUCCUCAAUCAGGAGGAGUCGGUCAACCGUUUGCAAACCUUGGAGAAGUAAUGGGAAGAUUGUUUGGUAAUAUGACAGUACCAGACAAGGUAUCACACGAUGUAGAGGAUAAGCCAACCCAAAAACCAGAAGACUUCAUUGUCAUGGACAGUAAUCCUACAGAAAAAAAGUUAACGGAAGAGCAAAAAUAUGAACAACGUCUGGAAAAGGCGAUCCGUCAAAUGGAAGCUAUGGGUUUCGACAAUGACGGAGGCUGGCUACGUCAGCUGCUAAUUUCGAAGGACCUAAGCAUUGGAAAAGUUUUAGACGCUUUGAAUCCGUCUGUGUAAAGCUGUUGAAAUUGGUUACAAGUUGUUCUAUUUAGUAUUUUAAUAUUUCAAGGAACGUAUAUUAUUAAGACUUUAGAAAGAAUAGCGACAAAUUCUUUAAAAACUUUCAUUUUCAGGCAUUUUAGAAGAAUAACUUUAGAAGCCAAUAU